Messenger RNA from Saccharomyces kudriavzevii IFO 1802, 2985 nucleotides. RefSeq names its product oxysterol-binding protein related protein OSH3 (gene OSH3). The coding region runs from base 1 to 2985 and encodes 994 amino acids. Gene Ontology annotation, cellular component: intracellular membrane-bounded organelle; plasma membrane; cytosol. The record is from RefSeq and is a predicted model, not a curated record. Gene Ontology annotation, molecular function: sterol binding. NCBI's taxonomy places the organism in Eukaryota, Fungi, Ascomycota, Saccharomycetes, Saccharomycetales, Saccharomycetaceae. The transcript has a single exon. Gene Ontology annotation, biological process: piecemeal microautophagy of the nucleus; exocytosis; maintenance of cell polarity.
AUGGAAACAAUUGAUAUCCAAAAUCGAUCAUUUGUGGUUCGUUGGGUAAAAUGUGGCCGCGGUGAUGUAAUCAACUAUCAGAUCAAGCCAUUGAAGAAAUCUAUCGAGAUUGGUAUCUACAAGAAGUUGAAAUCAAGUGUCGAUGACCAUGCUUCCGCUGUUCACAUUGCCCCUGACACUAAAACGUUGCUGGACUAUACAACUAAAUCCUUAUUGCAUAAAGGAAGCUCUGGUCACGUGGAGGAGCACCAUAGGCGUUCUUCCCAACACUCUCACAAUUCCAGCAAUGGAUCUGAUAAUAGGAGAAAGGAGAGAUCACAUUCUUCGCUGUCCAUCAGUGAUAUACAACAGCAAUCUCAAGAAAUACCCCUACGUGAAAAACUAUCCGCAUCGGGCUUCACCUUGGUUAAGAGGGUCGGCAACGUUUCGGGGAACACUAUGGUUCAAGGUGAUCUCGAAGUAAAAGAUACUGAUUACUAUUAUGCCUUUAUACUAGACAAUUCGUCCUCUAAAAAUGUAAAGAAAAAAAUCCUUUUCAAUGCGAGUGUAAUAAAUGGUGAUAAUCAAUCAAUGAUAAGCACGAGAUCCACGCCUCCAGCAGGGCCUGCAGCUUUAAAUAGAACAUCAACCCAACGGGAUAUGCUGUUUAGAGUAGGACAGGGACGAUAUCUGCAAGGUUACCUGCUGAAGAAAAGGAGAAAGAGGCUACAAGGUUUCAAGAAAAGGUUUUUCACUUUGGACUUUAGAUACGGAACUUUAUCAUACUACUUGAACGACCAUAAUCAAACCUGUAGAGGUGAGAUUGUAAUAAGUUUGUCAUCUGUUAGUGCCAAUAAAAAGGAUAAAAUAAUCAUCAUCGAUUCUGGUAUGGAAGUUUGGGUCUUGAAGGCUACAAAUAAGGAAAACUGGCAAUCGUGGGUUGAUGCAUUACAAUUUUGUUUUGAUGACCAAUUUGAAGAUAAGGACACUUCCACUCUGGGGGAAAAUCCAGAAGCAUUUGACAAUAGUAAAGGGGCUAAUAAUAAAAGUACUCUACAAAGUCGUGACCAGCUUACACCUAUUGUUACUACUAAAUCCGUCCAACCACAGUCACAGUACAUUCAGAAGGACGCCGAUGAUUUGUAUGUGCCAUUGCCCAGUGAAUCCUACGCUACCUUUUCUAUGAACUUACGCUUGAUUCAACAGCGACUAGAACAAUGUAAAAAGGACUCUAUAUCUUAUAAACCAAGUGCGCCACGCCAAAGAUCUGAAGGGUUGAAUAUAUCGAAUUCGUCAUCUUCCCCCUUUGCAAAUAAUAAAGUGUCUUCAUUUAAUCACUCUUCUUCUGGCAUGACUUCAUCUGAUUCUUUAGUUUCUGAUGAAAUCCCACAUAACACAACACAUACCGAGCAUGCGUUAUAUAAUCAACUGGCAGAUCUGGAAGUGUUUGUGAGUCGAUUUGUUACCCAAGGGGAGGUCUUAUUCAAGGACCAUCAGAUUCUGUGCAAAAAGGCGAAGGAUACGAGAGUUUCCCUGGCUUCAUAUCUCAGCGAAAAUGAUGAAUUUUUCGACGCUGAAGAAGAAAUCAGCCGUGGGGUUAUUCUAUUAACUGACACAGAAGAUGAUAUAAACAAUAUAGUUGAGGAAACUCCUCUUCUAGGCAAAAGUGACCAAAAUGAAUUUAUCACGGAAGGUGAAACAUCAGAAAACAAAUUGAUAGGGUCAUCGAGUUUAAAAAGCCAUACUACUAACGACGAAACUCAAAGCCGUAAACACUACAAAAAUCGUCACAAAAAUCGCCGCCGUAAUCAUCAUCAAAAAAGCGAAAGUGCUCAAUCUUCUACUGAAACAUUUACAAGUAAAGAUUUGUUUGCUCUUUCCUAUCCAAAGUCAAUUUCACGUCGUGACGAUAUACCAGAAGCAGCAGCUUCACCUCCAAGUCUAUUAUCGUUCUUAAGAAAGAAUGUAGGUAAAGAUUUGAGUUCUAUUGCCAUGCCAGUGACUUCGAAUGAACCCAUUUCUAUCCUGCAGCUGAUAUCAGAGACAUUUGAGUACGCUCCUCUCUUAACAAAGGCCACUCAACGUUCUGAUCCUAUAACCUUUGUUUCAGCAUUUGCCAUUUCCUUUCUUUCCAUAUAUAGAGAUAAAGCAAGGACCCUGAGAAAACCAUUCAAUCCGCUACUAGCUGAAACGUUUGAACUUAUACGAGAAGAUAUGGGGUUUAGAUUGAUCUCGGAAAAGGUUUCUCAUCGUCCACCAGUAUUUGCCUUUUUUGCAGAGCAUCUCGAAUGGGAAUGUAGUUAUACUGUAACUCCUUCUCAAAAAUUCUGGGGUAAAUCUAUCGAACUGAACAACGAAGGUAUACUAAGAUUAAAGUUCAAAGCAACCGGGGAACUAUUUGAAUGGACCCAACCAACUACAAUUUUAAAAAAUCUGAUUGCAGGAGAGAGAUAUAUGGAGCCGGUUAACGAAUUCGAAGUCCAUUCCUCGAAAGGAGAUAAAUCGCACAUUUUAUUUGAUAAAGCAGGCAUGUUUAGUGGAAGGUCAGAAGGAUUUAAAGUUUCAAUAAUCCCACCAGCUUCAAGUAAUCGUAAAAAAGAAACUCUGGCCGGUAAAUGGACACAAAGUUUGGUCAAUGAAACUACUCAUGAAACUAUAUGGGAAGUCAGUGAUUUAGUCAGCAAUCCGAAGAAAAAAUAUGGAUUCACUAAAUUCACCGCAAAUUUAAAUGAAAUUACAGAAAUUGAGGAGGGCAAUUUGCCACCUACUGACUCUAGAUUAAGGCCAGAUAUUAGAGCAUAUGAACAGGGAAAUGUUGAUAAGGCUGAAGAAUGGAAAUUGAAAUUGGAACAACUUCAGCGUGAAAGACGUAAUAAAGGACAGGACACUGAGCCAAGGUAUUUUGAGAAAGUAUCUAAGACUGAAUGGAAGUACAUAACUGGACCAAAGAGUUAUUGGGAAAGAAGAAGGAACCACGAUUGGUCAGACGUUACCCAUCUUUGGUAA